Molecule: messenger RNA, 2660 nt
Organism: Helianthus annuus (common sunflower)
Lineage: Eukaryota; Viridiplantae; Streptophyta; Magnoliopsida; Asterales; Asteraceae
Product: pentatricopeptide repeat-containing protein At3g62890-like
Exons: 1
Coding region: 224-2266 (680 amino acids)
Biological process (GO): RNA modification
Molecular function (GO): zinc ion binding; RNA binding; protein binding
Source: RefSeq, a predicted model, not a curated record
GAGGUUCAAAAAGAUAUAACUUUUUAUUAUUUAAUAUAUAAAAUUACAUUUAUUCAACCCGUGUAAUACACGGGGUUCUAACCUAGUCGAUAUAUAUGCUAUCCCCAUAAAAGUUGUUGAAUUAAUCAAGAUCCCUAUGAACCAGUUAAAAACCAACCAGCGCAUCUAGUGUAGUGGUAUCAUAGUACCCUCCCACGGUACUGACCGGGGUUCGAUUCCCCGGAUGCGCAAUCUUUUUCCUUUUUAUUCGUUUCGUUCACGAAUAAAUACACCCACACUCGUCUCGUUGCUCUUUUCAUUUUUUGGUUUUUGCAGUUCAACCUUUAACAAGUUCAUCACUACCAAUCUGUCAAUGAAAUGGAGGAACAUAACCUCUCAAAACUCAAUAUUAACCGCACUUUUACACCCACUUCGUUCUCACUCACCAUCACCACUCUCAUACGCACCCAUUUUCCAGUUCUUAACCGGCUUAAACCUCCUUAAAUUAGGUCAACAAGUUCACACCCAUUUAAUUCUUCACGGAGUAUAUCCCAACUCAUUCCUCGGUGCCAAAAUGGUUGCAAUGUACGCUAGCUCAGGUGAUCUCAACUCCGCUGUUGUUUUGUUCAAUUCAGUGAAGAAAAAUGCAUCAACCCUUCUGUACAAUUCGAUUAUUAGAGCGUGUGCUGUGUACGGUUAUUCUCAGCAAUGUGUUAGCAUAUUUUUUGAGAUGGAUUCGGUUGGGGUUCGUGGGGAUUAUUUUACUUUUCCGUUUGUGUUGAAGAGUUGUGCGGAUUUGGGGGGUGUUUGGGUGGGUAAGUGUGUUCAUGGGAAGGGGUUGAGAAGUGGGUUGGGGUUUGAUUUCUAUUUUGGGACGUCGUUGAUUGAUUUUUAUGUCAAGUGUGGGGAGUUGGGGGAUGCACGGAAGAUGUUUGAUGAAAUGCCUGUGAGAGAAGUUGCGUCGUGGAACGCGCUGAUUGCGGGGUGUAUGAGGUAUGGGAUGGCGAGUGGUGCGGAAGAGUUGUUUUCGCGGAUGUUGGAGAAGAAUAUUGUUUCAUGGACGGCGAUGAUUUCUGGGUACACGCAGAACGGGUUUGCGAAGCGAGCGAUUGAGUUGUUUGAUGAGAUGAUGAGUGACUUGUCGAACGUGAGGCCGAAUUGGGUGACGGUGAUGAGUGUUCUUCCUGCCUGUGCACAAUCUUCGGACCUUGACCGAGGGAGAAAGAUUCAUGAUUAUGCUACUAGCAUCGGGCUUGGCUCGAACAUGUCUGUGCAAACUGCUCUCGCUGCUAUGUACGCAAAAUGUGGAUCGCUCUCGGAUGCCGAAAUUUGUUUCCGAAAAAUCCCUCCUAAUAAAAGAAACUUGGUCUCCUGGAACACGAUGAUCAGUGCAUACGCGUCUCACGGGCAUGGGACCGAAUCUGUCUCAACAUUCAAUGACAUGAUACGAGCCAGGGUCCAACCUGAUGCAAUCACAUUCACAGGCUUGUUAUCAGGGUGCAGCCAUUCGGGUCUGGUUGAUAUGGGUUUAAACUAUUUUAACUCAAUGAAAACACAAUACAAAAUCGAACCAACUCACGAACAUUACGCAUGUGUUGUCGAUCUUUUGGGGCGAUGCGGGAGACUGAAUGAAGCAUAUGAACUCGCUUUAAAGAUGCCAAUGCCACCAGGAGCAAGCAUAUGGGGCGCGUUGUUAUCCGCCAGCAAAACCUAUAGAAAUCUCGAGAUUGCUGAAAUCUCGGCCAAAAAGUUGUUCGAUUUGGAACCCGAAAACAGCGGGAAUUAUGUGGUUCUUUCAAAUAUGUAUGCCGAGGCCGGGAUGUGGAGAGAAGUGAAUGAUCUUAGAGAUUUGUUAAAAACCCGAGGCGUGAAGAAGAACCCGGGUUGCAGUUGGAUUGAAAUCGACGGCAAAGUACAUAUGUUUCUUGGUGGUGACAAAUCUCACCCAAUGUCGGAUGCAAUUUACGAGUUUUUGGAGGCGUUACCAGAGAAGAUGAAAGUGUUGGGUUAUGUAGCGGAAACAACAUUUGCACUACACGAUGUUAGUGAGGAGGAGCGGGAACAAAGCCUCGGUAGUCAUAGCGAGAAGUUGGCGGUGGCUUUCGGGAUUCUUUGCACGGAUUCCGGUGCCAUUGUUCGUGUGACGAAGAACCUUAGGAUAUGUGGGGAUUGUCACACGGUGAUGAAGUUUGUAUCAAGGAUUUAUGAACGGGAGAUUGUGGUUAGAGAUGUGAACCGGUUUCAUCAUUUUAAAAACGGGUCGUGUUCAUGUGGUGAUUAUUGGUAGCUAUCUAGAUACGAAUAAGAAGAUUAGGAACGUUGGGUCAGUAAUUAUUACACCAUCUGUACUUGUUUGGUGCCCCUCCAAGUGGACGGUUUUCAUUAGUUGCAAAAUUAAUCGACACAUACUCCCAUGCUUCUUCCAGUUCAAACCCUUGACGCUCCUCUUUGGUGCCCUCGUAACGAUGUUUAACGCCUUUUGAGAAUGACUUGGCAUGAGACGUCAAGCCACUUCACCCAGCCUUAUUCUAUCGACUUUAACAAAUUUUGUAAUGACUAGAUUUAUAAAAUUGGGCCCUUAAAAUAGGUGUAACCUGUGCUUCGUUUUGUGUACGUUUAUUGGACUAACGGCCAAAGUGUUUUACAGACAAUUUUUUUUAUAUGGAGCCUUGACUUUGACA